Molecule: messenger RNA, 1987 nt
Organism: Gossypium raimondii (Peruvian cotton)
Lineage: Eukaryota; Viridiplantae; Streptophyta; Magnoliopsida; Malvales; Malvaceae
Exons: 10
Coding region: 247-1692 (481 amino acids)
Source: RefSeq, a predicted model, not a curated record
UCAUCAUUUUUUUUAUUUCUUGGCGGUUUUAAGCUUUACUCUUUCGAACAUUCGCUUAUUUUAUUUUAUUUUUAUUUUCACUGAACACACUCUCUUUAUCUUGAUCUCAAAGGCUUCUGUUUUGAGCUGGAAAUUAAGUAGAUCGGAGAGUGAUAAGUGGUUGCCGUGUUGUUUACAGAUGAAAUGAGGGAAAAACUGGAAACAUGAAUGCAGGUCUUGAAUUGUAGUACAAGUUAAGGUUAUAAAAUGAGAACGGAGAGGAAACCGCAUUUGAUAAAGAAGCCUGCUGAUGUGAAACGUCAAAGUGUUGAUGAAUCCCUUGGCCCUGGCUUGAAAGAUGAAGCAACUGAGGUUGAGCAUUUACUCGUGGAACCUAAAAGUGAACAUGUCUCGGUAGACAGAGUCUUUUGUUUCGGGAAGGAGAAUAUAGAAAAACACUUGAAAAUGGAGGACUUCUCUUGUGCUUUUGAUUAUGGCUGGAAAAUUGGUUCUGGUGGGCUGGAUUCUAUCCACGGUCAAGGAGGAGAUGAUUUGAAGCUUGAAGUUCUUGAUGGAUUGCUGGAUGAAGUUGAUGAAGUGGAUGAUAUUCAAGCAGCACAUGAUCUCUCCAGUGCAUGUGAAGAUUUUCUUUUGGAUAUUGAAUUUCCAGAAAAGUUCUCUGAAUUGGAUUGUGGCCCUUACGUAGGAUCAAAUUUGCGUAACUCAAGUUCUGAAAGUCAUUCACCUGGUGGAAGUAGUAAUAGUGUUGGUGGCAUGUCAGAAUCAUCGAUUGUAACUGUUCAAGAAUCCAACAGCAAGAAUGGUGUGCUUGGGAAGAUGGUCAAUUGUGAUAUACAUCAUACCAUUAGGAGCGAAUGUGGGUGUCAGGCUCCAGUUAUGGAAACCAUUCGUCCUAGUAAAGAACAUGGGCAAGAUUUUGUUGAGUCUGAUGACGAAAAACCUUUAGUAAGUUUUAUAGUGUCUAAUAAGAAAGUAAAAAGCUCUGUUAAAGUAACAAAAGGUGGCACUCUUCUCCGACAGAAGAGACUACGGAAACCUACUAAGAGGUAUAUUGAGGAAUUUUCUAGAAAUUCUACUACUUCUGGAAAGAACAAGUGCCUUAAAGUCAGAUCACAAGAAGAAUUUUCACAAGUCCCAUCUGAAUCCCAAUCACGAAGAGGACGUCCCAAGAAAAUUAUGCCAAAAAUGGAGUUUGAAUCUGAUUGUGAGCUUUCAGCAUCUGAAUCUGAAGAUGAGUGUAAGAGGACCAAAAGAUUCAAAACGGCUUGUGAUAGGAGGAAGCAUCAAAGGAUGUGGACUCUUGCGGAGGUGAUUAAGUUGGUUGAUGGAAUUGCUCAGUAUGGUGUUGGAAGAUGGACCGAUAUUAAAAAGCUUCUAUUCGCAUCAUCUGCUUACCGGACACCUGUUGAUCUAAGGGACAAAUGGCGAAACCUUCUAAGAUCUAGCUCUGCUCAUAAACACAACAGGAAAGAGUUGCAGGGUGAGACUAACAUGAAGCAUUAUGUACGUCCAUUACCAAAGACAGUGGUAUGCCGUAUCCGUGAACUUGCGACCAUUCAUCCAUACCCAAAGGCUCGCAGCCCAAAUCUUUCAUCCAUCAAUUCCGAUCCUUCAUCCAAACAACCGACAACAACUAAAGCCGCUCCAAUCAACACUCACGGGAGAAACCUACGCGGAAAGAAGUGUAAUUGAAGUAGUGCAUUUUCAGUCGAUUUGCAGUGAAUCAAAGCUGCAAUUCGAGUUUUAGUUGUAAAGAAGCCGUGUUUUUCCCCCAACAGUCCCCCUCUUUUAACACCUAUCGUAAUCUGCACAUAUAAAUAUGUUCCCAGACCAGUAGGAAAUAUCUGGUAAAUGUUGCAACAAGUUAAAAGAAACACAACUUUUAGCAAUUUUAACAGCCAGGAAUAUGGCUAAACUGAUGUUUAAACAAUAUGUUUUACUUCCAUAUUUUGUGCACAAGCUUAAGUUUUAGUUCGAAACUCAAAAA